AUGAUCUUCGUCUUCCUGGCAUACUGGGCCAAGGUCCUGGACUCCUCGGCGACAAGCACGGGCUUAUUAGCUUACACAUAUCGUAGGGUCGGCUUUAUAACGUUGCAAAUUCCGUUGACUGUCCUCAUUACUGGAUUUUCUGCCACUUACUUUAUCCCCGGCGCUGACCUCAUCCGGGGCGUUCUCACCUUGCUUCAAUAUAAAGUUACCAAUGUCCACCAACUCUAUGUAUUCAGAUUCUUUGUUGGCGCCGCCGGCAGUCUCUUCCUAGCCGUGCAAUGGUACCUUGGUUGCUGGUACAAGCGUUCCGAGCUCAGUAGAAGAGGAGCACUGUUCUUCAUCGCGAGCCAGAUAGGCGGUAUGAGUUCCGGAUAUAUCCAACGUGGAGCCCAUGCCACUCUCGACGGGAAGCAUGGCGUCGAGGGUUGGCGUUGGCUAUACAUUAGCUUUGCCCUCCUUGGGUUCCUCGCCCUGCCCGGCCAGCCAGACAAGUGCAAGUCUCGUAUCCUCACAGCGCGGGAGAUCGAGCUGGCCCAGGCCCGCAUGGCAAAGGAGCAUCGGGAGCCACCCAAGCCGCUGACCUUGUCGCUGGUCAAGACGGUGCUGUCGGGGUGGCACUUUUGGUCCAACAGCGGCCUCCUGCUGUGGCUCAAGGAGGAAAUGUACAGCGCCGAGUCGAUCAACACCAUCACCACCGUCUCGCCCGCCGUCACGAUCGUCGCGUCCAUCAUCUGCGGUAUCCUGUCCGAUGCGUAUGACGCCAAGGUCUCCCUGAUCGCUGCCACGGCCGGGCUGAACAUCUUUGCGAGCGUCGUCCUUGCGAUCUGGAACGUCCCCGUCGGGCUCAAGUUCUUUGCCUUCUUGCUCUCCUUGUCGGCCGACGGCAUCGCGGCUGUUAUCUAUGCGUGGGCUAACGAGAUCUGCGCCGGGGACGCGGAGGAGCGUGCCAUCGUCAUCAGCAGUAUGAACACAAUUGGAAAUAAUUUCGGUGCCUGCCUGCCACUAUUCGUCUGGAAGACUGUUGAUGCCCCAAGGUAUCUCAUCGGCUACAACUGGACCGUCGCUCUCGACUUGUGCAUGUUGGGAAUGCUGUUCGUGCUACGAUCGUUCUGGAAGCCUUGA
Molecule: messenger RNA, 1122 nt
Organism: Diaporthe citri
Lineage: Eukaryota; Fungi; Ascomycota; Sordariomycetes; Diaporthales; Diaporthaceae
Exons: 8
Coding region: 1-1122 (373 amino acids)
Cellular component (GO): membrane
Molecular function (GO): transmembrane transporter activity
Source: RefSeq, a predicted model, not a curated record